Molecule: messenger RNA, 924 nt
Organism: Pelagomonas calceolata
Lineage: Eukaryota; Pelagophyceae; Pelagomonadales; Pelagomonadaceae
Source: the annotation of a GenBank genome assembly
AUGUUCAAGCAGCGCCGCGUCCCGGCGAAAGCCCGCCGCAAGACCUACGCGUGGAGUGGCGACGGCGUCGGCGCGGACUACGACGAGGACGAGCCGGAGGAGCGCCACCGCGCCUCGGACCGCGUCGGGUUCGACGGUUGGCACGUGCCGGUACCGCCUGGCGUCGAUCCCGCCGAUCCCGCCGAACCGGCUCCCGAGGAGCCGCCGUCGAAGCGCCUCGCGCUAAUCCGCAACGGCCGCCGCGGCUUCGGCCUGCCGGAGGAGCUCGUGGAGCGCUGCUUGGCGUUCGUGACACCGCGCGACCGCCUGAACAUCUUCGGCGCCGCCUCGCGCGUCGCCAUGCGGGCCGCGCGCGAGCCCCGCUGGUUCCUCCCGCGGGCCUCGCGCCUCGCGCGCAAGCUCAACUCGCAGCUGCGCGCCCAGAUGGCGCUCGUCAACGAGCAAAUGACUGUCGUUUCUGAGGCUCAGGCCCGGGUGAAGCACUUUCGUGCGUGCCUCGGCAGCGUCGAGAGGAAGCUCGACGAUAGACGGCGGGAAUUCCGGGCGCACCGCGAAAAGCCGCUCGCGGCGGCGGUGCGGCGGCGAGCUCUAUUUUCGAAGCGCGGCGCGCGCGAGCUCGUCGACGUCGCGCGCGCGGCCGUGGCCUCUGAUGAUGUGGACAUCGCGCAGCCGUACGACGCGUACUACGACGGUGUUAUCAAAAAAGAUAUACGCGCUCUGGAGUUUUCUGUGGCACAAUGCGACUAUCGCUGGAAAGAGGCCCAGAGGGAUGAGCGUCAGGAACUGGAAUUGUUGACGGGCCUGCGGCGGCGCGCGAAGGUUUUGAAUAGCGGGUGCAAGGUCGCGACGCGGAUCGUCGCGGUGACCGAGGAGCGGCGGGACCGGCGGCCGCCUCCGAAUCUUUCGGGGGGUAGGCGCGCGUAA